AUGGAAUAUUGUGGAACUGGUUCAGUGUCAGAUAUAAUGAAACUUUCAGGAAGAACAUUAAAUUAUCACGAAACAGCUAUUAUAUUAAAAUAUAUACUUAAACGAUUGGGAUAUUUACAUUUAUGUAGUAAAAUUCAUCGAGAUAUUGAAGCAGGAAAUAUUCUUUUAACAAAUGAUGAUGAUACUAAAUUAGCUGAUUUUGAUAUCUCUAAUACAAUGGCCAAACGAAAUAUAAUGAACGGAACAUCAUUUUGGUAAGAAUUGGAAAUUUUUAUAAGAAAAAUAUGAGAAGAAAGAUACUUGAUUAGGAUGGCAUCAGAAGUGAUUCAAGAAAUCGGACAUAGU
Molecule: messenger RNA, 345 nt
Organism: Rotaria sordida
Lineage: Eukaryota; Metazoa; Rotifera; Eurotatoria; Philodinida; Philodinidae
Source: the annotation of a GenBank genome assembly